This is a messenger RNA of Acomys russatus (golden spiny mouse), 459 nucleotides long. RefSeq names its product coiled-coil-helix-coiled-coil-helix domain-containing protein 2-like. The transcript has 2 exons. Gene Ontology annotation, cellular component: mitochondrion; nucleus. Gene Ontology annotation, molecular function: sequence-specific DNA binding. The record is from RefSeq and is a predicted model, not a curated record. The coding region runs from base 1 to 459 and encodes 152 amino acids. Gene Ontology annotation, biological process: mitochondrion organization; positive regulation of transcription by RNA polymerase II. NCBI's taxonomy places the organism in Eukaryota, Metazoa, Chordata, Mammalia, Rodentia, Muridae.
AUGGCUUUUGAUUGGACGUGGAACCUCAUGCCGUUACUAAACUACCUGAACGCUGUGGCUUCAGGCCAAGCUCCCAGAAGAGCACCUGCAGCUCAGCCUCCAGCGGCAGCUGCACCAUCUGCAGUUGGCUCACCUGCCGACGCACCCCCGCAGCAGGGCCUGAUGGCCCAGAUGACAACCACUGCAGCGAGUGUGGCUGUGGGCUCUGUGGCGGGGCACACCCUGGGUCACGCCAUCACUGGGGGCUUCGGUGGAGGAGGUGACGCUGAGCCCACAAAGCCUGACAUCACUUCCCAGGAGCCUCAGGGACCCCAGCUGCUGGACCAGCAGUCUCUUGGGCCUUGCUCUCUUGAGAUCAAGCAGUUUCUGGAGUGUGCCCAGAAACAGAAUGACGUCAAGCUCUACGAGGGCUUCAACGAGGUGCUGCGGUGGCGCAGACUUCCAAAUGGUUUAAUCUAA